Messenger RNA from Cyprinodon tularosa, 1491 nucleotides. Its product is annotated as GTPase IMAP family member 9-like. The coding region runs from base 113 to 1177 and encodes 354 amino acids. The transcript has 2 exons. Gene Ontology annotation, molecular function: GTP binding. Lineage: Eukaryota; Metazoa; Chordata; Actinopteri; Cyprinodontiformes; Cyprinodontidae. The record is from RefSeq and is a predicted model, not a curated record.
UGAGAAACGAGUCCGACAGGUAGAAAAAGAACAAAGCAGGAGGCAAAGCAGAGCAAGAGGAAAGGUUUGCAGUGAAGACGAUUCUUCUACCCAUGAUUCUUUUUGAGACAACAUGGAAGGGACGACAGCAUUGAGGAUUGUCUUGGUGGGGAAAACUGGAAAUGGCAAGAGCAGCCUGGCUAACACCAUCUUUGGAAAAAACGUCUUCAAACUUGAAGACUUAAAUGAGACAGAGAUGCUUGAGUCUGGGGCAAAAACCCAACUCGUUAAUGGAAAGAACCUCACUUUGAUUGAUACUCCUGGUUUGUUUUACUCGGGCAGGCCUCAGACAGCCGUGAAGCUUGGGUGGAAGAGAUGCAUGCUGGAGUGCGCUCCUGGGCCUCAUGUCUUUCUGAUUGUUCUGAAAGUGGAGAAGUACACAGAGAAGGAAAAAGCUGUUGUGAAAAAAAUAUGUGAAUAUUUCUCAGAUGAUGCUCUGAACUAUGCAGUAGUGAUCUUCACCCAUGGUGACCAGCUCCCUGAAGAGAUGAAUAUAGAAGAGUAUGUAAAUCAGAGUGUCGGACUGAGGGAACUGGUACAGAGGUGUGGAGGCCGUUGCCAUGUUUUUGAUAACAGAUACUGGAACGAUGAUGAAGAUUACCGAAGUAAUAAAUUCCAGGUGCAAGAGUUGCUAAACACCAUUGACAAAAUGCUGAUUGAAAACAGUGGAGGGUAUUAUACCAAUGCAGACCUCAAUGAGACGGAGAGAAAAAUACAAGAGGAGACACAGCUUAUCAAAAGAUCACCAGAAAACCUGUCAGAUGAUGAAAUCAGACAACAGGCAAUAAGGAUCCUUUUACAUAGGCAAAUGUUUGGCACUUUCCAGUUUCAGAUGGAAGGUUUGUUUACUUUAGCCCUCCCAAUAAUAAUUACUUUACCGCUUUUUGGAGAGAGAUUAACAAAAGGACCUCUUUCCUGUCCUGAUAUGAUAAGUCCAGCUCUUGAUGUGGCAGAGUUAGCAACACCACUUAGUAAAGCAGUUGAAGAUAUAACUGAGGCAGCCGUAAGCCUUUCCUUACCAGCCAGUGGCAUAGUGCAGGUAAUGGAAGAGGCAGUCCCAAAUGCAUUUGAGGAAAUCUGUAAUAGACUCACAGCUCUGUUUGAAUGGACAUAUAACCCCUUUAGUCCAUUUGAAUAAAACACUAAGGAACAAUCAAAUGCAUUUGCUUCAUCUCUGUUGUCCAUCUGGCUUGAAGCAGUCGGACUGUGUUUGUAAAAUGUAUAUUUUGGUUCCAUGUAUAUGUUAAUUGAAGAGCAGAUAAUACAUUUUAUUUAUAUUAUUGGGUGAAGUAGACAAAAAAGAGAAAGAUUAAUGGAAACACCUUUCUGUCUUACAGUUUCUUUAACUUUUUGUCAAAGAGAGGGGAUGUUUUCUUUGCUGUUAGUGUUCCUUACAAAUUUUUUGGAAUUCAAGGUAAAACAUUUUACAUACCAAUUUCAUAUUAUACAGCU